AUGGUGGGAAGAUUCUGCAACGGGGAACAAGUUGGGGAGCGUGCGACCAUUACAUCGUUGAUCAUUCAAAAAAUUCAUAUUCUCAGCAUUCAAGUGCUCCGAAGCAGCAUCUCCGAGCCAUGCUCCCGUCUAACUGUCUCUGUCAGUAAAUGUGGACAGAGUGCGGGUCGGUUCUCCGCAAAUCCGACCAAAGCCGAGUCGCCAUCAAAUGCUCCGAGUCGCCGCGCGAUGGAUAACUCUAUAUGUCUCUGUAGCUCGAUUCGGCUUCUAUCCAAGCAAUAUGACGAAGAACGAGCUAGAGAGUUGAUCCCUGCCCUCAACAGCCACCUUGAAGACGUCCGCCGACUCCUGGCAAAGUCAAAGGCACUGUCCCGGGACGUGCAGUAUCAAAUCACGCCACGCAACCAGCGGACGAACAAGGCCCUGUCCGUGGAUUCCAUUGACCUCGCGCCCGUCAAGCAGAUUUAUGAGGUCUUCAGCGAGAACGUCGAUGGCUUCUGGGUAGCCUCUGACGAUCGUGUCAAUGCCGACUUGCGUCGCCGGUUGGCUUGCAUAGUAAUAUUCCUGAGAUCCAAGUUGGAUCCUGAAGCCUCAGUUCCACCACAUAUCGCCAAGCCAUUUCACGGACAGACAAACUAUGCGGAUAUUCGUAAUUCUGGAAGAAAGUAUAUUCAAAUCGCCCGAAAAUUGGGUGGUCUGGGAUCGAUUCUCUGGCUCCCUUUAGACAUUCCGCCCUCCACUUAUGAGCGAUACCUGAACAUAGAUGAUGAGGAAGUCUUCAAUCAUUUACUAUCUCUUGCUCCGCAAGUCACGGAUCACGCGGACGUAGUACAACGUCUCAUUCUAAGUCAGCUACGUGAGCUUAUACCGGCAGCGGAUCAGCUGUUGCUCUUACUUCAAGCAUUCGGCGCGGUCGAAAUCCCUGAGGUCCUUCUUAAAGGUGUGCGAAGACCGCAGCGUCGAUGGAAUGCCGACGGAGAAAUAGACGCUGUCGAUGCCCACAAGUUUGGGCUUUCGAACGAGCUUGUCAGACUCAUUUCCGACGAUGUUGAGUAUUCAUGUGCCAUAGAGAGCCCUAAUAUCAUCAAACGCAGGUUGGAUAACGACACCCUGGCUUUGUCACUAUGCCCCGAAUUUUCUGUUUUCCUGUCCCGCGUCUUACGACCGAGGACUGUAGAAGAGCUAGGGGCAGUCGCUCUGAAGGUGCUUUGCUUUGUUUGUCCACCAUGUUAUGAGGGCAAUACGGACUGGUCUGAACCACUCAAAUUGGCCGCCUGGCCUAUCGUUGAGAAGACGACUAGAGCGUACAAAGUCCCAACACCACUUAGAACACAAGUCCUUGAGGCUAUUCUUUUCUUCUGCGAAAGGGAUUCAGUUGCCAUGCGCCAUGUUGCUGUGGACAGGGCUAGAUCAUUGUUGCGAAAGUCUAUGCCUUAUUAUCUCCACGCUACAGUUGUGCUCUUUCGCAGCGUUCUUUACCGCAAUGAUGGAGAAUUCACAAAGUCAGAGGCCCACAUACGCGACUUUGUAUGGCGUGGCCCACGACCUGUUACUCGGCGGGACCACUCACUCCAUGGACGGCUUCACAUAUCUCAGAUGGAGAACAAGAUCAAGUGCACUGACGAUGACGUCUCCCUGCUCAUCUACGAAUGGAAGGCGGAAUUACCGCUCUCAACUCUGGAUACCGAAGUGACAUUCCGACUCCAGAGCACAGCAGCGCGUUUCUUCCAAUCCAUCGGGAAUUUCGCCGCCGCCAGGGCUUCCCUCGAACAGACUCUCUCCCUUGACAUGACCAAACCGCUGCGGGGAAACACACGCCGACUAUUGGUGAGCAGACUUGCAGACAUGUAUUGCGAGAUGGAAGAAUACUCCAAAGCGGCUGAGAUUCUCCGGCCAGAGCUGAGUAGCUCGAACAAGCCCGAACUUUCACGUAGGGCCUAUCCGCGUCUAUUACUUUCAUCGGCAGAGUUCAAUAUCGGACUCGGAAACUUCGACGCAGCGGAACUACUACUCAGAGAGCUCGAGACACAACAUGCCACUCCGAUUGGUAUAGACACGCUCUUUGAUCAGCAGCUACACAUGCGUGCUGUCCUCGCUGUAGCUCGGAUAGCCCACUUCAGGUCGGAUAAGAACGUCGCCGUAGCACGAUGGAGACACGCCCUGCAAGAGAUUCAGCGUAUGCACGCUCUCAAAGCAGAAGCCGGCUUCACGGCGGCGACGAUACAUUUGUCCUUAGCUCACGCGCAGCUUGCCGCCGGCGAUGCAGUUGGCGCCUCAGCAUCUUGGGCUGCUGGAUCGGAGAUACUCAAGACUGAGACGUGCGAGUUUUGGCUUCCUAUUGUGCCGACCGUUUGGCUUAAGAAGGUCACGCGCGAGGUCUAUGAAGUUCAGGGCUGGACGUUUCGCAUGAUGCUACCAGGUGCCAAACCUGAUGCUACAACACCGUGA
Messenger RNA from Colletotrichum lupini, 2448 nucleotides. RefSeq lists its product as uncharacterized. The transcript has 8 exons. NCBI's taxonomy places the organism in Eukaryota, Fungi, Ascomycota, Sordariomycetes, Glomerellales, Glomerellaceae. The record is from RefSeq and is a predicted model, not a curated record. Gene Ontology annotation, molecular function: protein binding. Bases 1 to 2448 code for a protein of 815 amino acids.